Molecule: messenger RNA, 1378 nt
Organism: Colletes gigas
Lineage: Eukaryota; Metazoa; Arthropoda; Insecta; Hymenoptera; Colletidae
Product: carbohydrate sulfotransferase 11-like
Exons: 6
Coding region: 1-1059 (352 amino acids)
Biological process (GO): carbohydrate biosynthetic process
Cellular component (GO): membrane
Molecular function (GO): sulfotransferase activity
Source: RefSeq, a predicted model, not a curated record
AUGUUUAAGAACCGCCGGAGAGUCGUCGGUCGAUUUUUGAAAUGCAUCGUCGUCUGCGGUUUGAUGUUUUUUCUUUUAAAAUUAACUGUUCUUCUCGUCGGCGAAGAGGAUAAGCUGGUACCUACGAUGGACGAAUUGAAAAAAUUAAUGGUCGAAUCUGAAAAUGACAAUUCCCAACGGUUAUUAACAGUGAAGAAUACUUGCCGAAGAUACAAUCUCGGUGUAUAUAAAGAACCUGAUAAACUUGCCGGCUUCAAGCACCCACCUGCGCCGCAAUAUGCUGUUUUUUAUAUAAGCAGAUCGCACAAUCUAUCAUACUGUCCAAUUUACAAAGCCGGUAGCACAACAUGGAUUUACAACUUAUGUCUUCUAAUGAACGUGCCCGAGCACGAGUUAAACAAUGGAAAGGAGCAAAUAUCGACCAUCGCAAGAAGGGUAAUACCGGAACUCGAAUAUCCAGCAGCCGACGAGGCUCUAAAAGCAACGAAGAAACUGCUCGUGGUAAGGCACCCAUUUGAGAGAUUACUGAGCGCAUAUCGCGAUAAGCUGGAAAACUCCGUGGCUGGAAGGGAACACGGGACACUUCACUUUUAUCGGAAAUACGGCGUCAAGAUUGUUCAAAAGUACCGCGACAGGAAUUUCACGGAACCGCGAGAGGAUCAGGCGAUCAAACGUGACGGUGUACCUCCGCCGGCUGGAAUCGAGCCGACGUUCCGUGAAUUUGUACGCUAUUUGAUCAACACCGACUUGGCUAGUUACGGGGACGAUCAUUGGAUGCCCUAUUACCUCUUCUGUACGCCGUGCAUCGUCGAUUAUGAUAUUAUCGCGAAGGUUGAAACAAUGUGGCGAGACCAGAUUUACACGAUCCAUAAAUUAGGCCUGCAAGAGGUAAUUAAGCCAAGAUGGCGACAUAGCGGUGGUCACUCGAAUGCAUCGAGGAUAUAUUUCAGUCAACUGAACAGAGAUAUGGUGCACAAGCUAUACGGAAAAUUCAAGCUGGAUUUCGAUCUUUUCGAUUACUCGCCCAACGUUUAUUAUCGAUACGCAACUUCCGUUUAAAUUUUUUAAUUAAAAAAAAAAUAAAUUGGACAACGAUCUUGCCAGUUAAAUUUCAUUUUCAUAAACGGCAUUCUCUGUAAAAGAAACAUCAUAGAUGGUUCGUAGACCCUGAGCGUUGUGUCGAUCAACAGGAUAACGUAUAAUGAGUUCGCAAAGAACCGUCUCGAUUUCAAUCGCGCUACCAGAACUUUUAUACAUCAGCGCUUCGUCUCGCUUUUCCCUAGUUCUUUCACCCCCGUUCCUUUUAUUAUAUUUUUACUCGUCAUUCUUUGUAUUUGUAGACGAGUAAAACUUUCGAGAACGUCUUAGCAACGACACG